AUGGAAGUAUCUGCUGCCGUUAAUAAAGUAGAUGAAAAAAAUGAGCAUGGAAAUGGUGUCAACCAAGUAGCCACUACUGAGUUAGAAGACGUUGGUACAACAAUUGAACCUUUUACUAAUGCAGUAGCAGGAGGAGAAGAUGCAAAUGGUGAAGAAACGAAAAAGAAGAAGAAUAAGAAGAAGAAAAAGAAGAAAGCUAACAAUAUUAAAAGUAUUGUUACAUUUUAUCCUGAUGAAAUUUAUCCUGAAGGUGAAUGGAUGAAUUAUGAUCAAGAUUUCAAUUUGAAAAGGACUACUGAUGAGGAAGGACGUUAUUUAAGUAGAGAUAUGGAGAAUCAGACUCAUUGGAAUGAAGUUAGGAAAGGUGCUGAGAUACAUCGUCGUGUUCGUAAGAAUGUUCAAAAUAAAUUGAAACCUGGUAUGACAUUGACAGAAAUUGCGGACAUUAUUGAGAAUGCCACUAGAAAAUUUACUGGAGCAGAAGAUUUGAAUAGUAUGGAGAAUCCAAAGAGUCAAGGGAUAGGGUUCCCCACUGGUCUUUCAAUAAAUCAUAUUGCCGCGCAUUUCACACCCAAUGCUGGAGAUAAGACUGUUUUGAAGCAUGAAGAUGUUAUGAAAGUUGAUUUUGGUGUUCAAGUCAAUGGUAACAUUAUUGAUUCUGCAUGGACAGUUUCAUUUGAUGAUAAAUAUGAUAAUUUGAUUACCGCGGUGCGUGAAGCUACAUACACGGGUAUUAAAGAAGCUGGUAUUGAUGUUAGAUUGACAGAUAUUGGGGAAGCCAUUCAAGAAGUGAUGGAAUCUUAUGAAGUGGAACUUAAUGGAGAAACUUUCCAAGUGAAACCAUGUAGAAAUUUAUGUGGACAUAAUAUUGGACCAUAUAGAAUUCAUGGUGGUAAAUCAGUCCCCAUUGUCAAAAACGGAGACAAUACGAAGAUGGAAGAAGGUGAACAUUUUGCCAUUGAAACUUUCGGGUCUACAGGACGUGGGUAUGUCGUGACUGAUGGAGAAUGUUCACAUUACGCUAGAACACCAAAUGUGACCACCAUGCCAAGUUUAAGUAGUGCUAAGAAAUUAUUAAAGACCAUUGACGAUAAAUUUGGUACGUUACCAUUUUGUCGUCGUUACCUGGACCGUCUAGGAGAGGAAAAAUAUCUGUUUGCAUUGAAUCAAUUAGUGAGACAAGGUAUUGUUCAAGAUUAUCCACCCUUAGUUGACAUUGAAGGGUCCUAUACGGCUCAAUUCGAGCAUACUAUAUUGUUACAUCCACAUAAGAAGGAAGUUGUGUCCAAGGGCCCAGAUUACUAG
Naumovozyma dairenensis CBS 421 is the source of this 1305-nucleotide messenger RNA. RefSeq names its product methionine aminopeptidase (gene MAP2). Lineage: Eukaryota; Fungi; Ascomycota; Saccharomycetes; Saccharomycetales; Saccharomycetaceae. The record is from RefSeq and is a predicted model, not a curated record. The coding region runs from base 1 to 1305 and encodes 434 amino acids. Gene Ontology annotation, molecular function: metalloaminopeptidase activity. Gene Ontology annotation, biological process: proteolysis. The transcript has a single exon.